Molecule: messenger RNA, 2914 nt
Organism: Penaeus vannamei (Pacific white shrimp)
Lineage: Eukaryota; Metazoa; Arthropoda; Malacostraca; Decapoda; Penaeidae
Product: probable methyltransferase-like protein 25
Source: RefSeq, a predicted model, not a curated record
UCCCAUUCUAUCCCAAAGCCUCUCCUGCCUCUAGGCACGCGCUAUCAUCUCCUGGCUUCAAUUCACUGGUAACUUUUACUAGACAGUGACAACCGUCGCAUAGUCUAUAUGUAGUAGUGUUUCCCAACCCAUGAUAUCAGGAUGUUCCCAAAUGUCACAGGACAUUUUGAAAAUAGGAAUAGGAAUAUGAAAAUACCAAAGAGGAUAAAUGUUUACUUCACAGUUUUCAGAUCUAAAGUGUUACUGUGAAGUUAAAUAAACAAAAUGCCAGAAUCUAUUCUCAUCCAGUGCAUGUAUAUAUGUCAAGUUGGCUUGUUGGAGCCAAGAUCAAUUAACAGUAAUGUUCCUCACACACCUCUAGUUUGGUUGCUGUUGAUGAAGUAACCGAAAAUAUGUCUCUACCCUGAGAGUUGCCAAGCCAAAAUACUCUGUUCCAGUUCAUGGCCGAAAAAAGUUGGGAAACACAUGUCCAUACGCUCAAGCUUUACCAGGAAUCAGUCUGCUGCAAUGGCAUAUCUCUCCUAACACUAGCUUGUUUCUUCCCCUGCCACUGUCUCUUCAUUUUUCAUACAUUCAGGUUAUUGUUCUGUGCCUUCUACAGGUUAGACCUCUUUUCCUGGUCAAAACAGCUAUUAUCUUCAGGUCCUAGACUUGCAUGGAUCUUGCAAAAUCCCUGUGCUGCCCAUGACUGGUAUAAUGUCCGAGAAGAAGUCGCAUGAAGUAGAAGUAAUGAGUGAAGUCAUUGCUCGUCUUGCAAAAGGCUUCGAUGCUAAUUGGAUCAUGGACCUAGGCAGUGGCAAGGGUUACUUGAGCUCAUCCUUGGUCCUUCAGUAUGGCCUAAAUGUUUUGGCCAUGGAUUCCAGCCCAGUCAACACCACUUCAGCUUUAACUCGAAAUACUAAGUUAGAGAAACGCCUGGAGAAGAUGAAGACUGCAGAGAAAUACCAAAAAGAGGGGAAGUUGAUUAAACGAGGAAAGAGGAAGAAGUCAAAAAAAGUGCUGAUACACAAACCUGUUUCUUCAGAUGAUAGUAUUGAUCAAAAUGAACAUGUCCAUGGUUCUUACAUUGGCCUCACUGCAUUUAUAACGGAGGAUACAGACCUUUUAGAGAUCUUGAAAGAAAGUUUAGCUGCCUCCAGAAAACAAGAUGCUAUGAAUGGAAAAGUGUUAGAUACUGUCGAUAAUCAUGAAGGAGUUUUAAAUGUAGUUCAAAAUGAUAGGAAGGAUAAUAGCACUUCUUCAGAAUGUGAGAUGGGAAAAAUUGAUGUUUUGAAUAAUCCUUUAGAACCAAAGGGAGACAAAGAAACCAGUUUAGGUAAUCAAAGUUCUCAUAGUCUAGAUGAACAUAGACUAGGUUUAGUGGGCCUCCAUACUUGUGGGAAUCUAGCAGCAAGUAGUAUCAGACUCUUCAUUUCAAACAGUAAAGUUAAAUUCAUGUGUAAUGUUGGUUGUUGUUAUCACCUGAUUGAAGAGGAGUUUUAUGAAAAUCCAUUCAGCACUAAAAAGAUGCAGGACACUGAUGUUGGAAAUGGGGAUAACCCAAAUAGAAAAUUACUAGAAGAGGACCAAGCAGAAGGUGAGAGCCCAUCCAAGAACAAGAGCAGGGCUGAAGAGGCCCAAGUGUCAGAAAGCCAGCAAGAACACACUCCGGCAACCGUGAGCUUUGAUCCCCUGCAUCCAUCUGAGAUCCCUAACUUGAGUGUGGGAUUCCCCCUGUCCUCAUUCCUGAGGGAGAAAAAGUUUGCCCUUGAAAGGAACACUCGCAUGUUGUCCUGUCAACCAGCAGAUCGUCUAACAGAACAGUCAUAUAAUGGUCUGAACUCUCUCUAUUGGCGUGCCCUGCUCCAGGUUUUGCUGAAAGAGAAAUUAGGGGACAAAUUUAAUGCCUCCCAAGUAGGUCGUAUUGCCAGUAAAUGCAAGGACUUCGCAGAGUAUUCCAGAAAAGCUUUUGAGAAAUUAGGAUUGAACAUUGAGGUUACUGAUGAGGCAUUGUAUGAUUAUGAAAGAAAUUAUGCAAACAACAGAGAGAAGAUAGAACGUUUCUUCCUUCUUCGUUCAACACUAGCGCCCUUGAUAGAAGGCCUCAUACUUCUAGAUAGACUAGCAUUUCUUUCUGAACAGGAGAACAUCAAAGCUGCAUAUCUAGUGCAGCUGUUCAACCCAGUCACAUCUCCCCGUUGUCAUGCAGUCAUUGGCGUUCGAAGCAAAUAAUAUUUCUGUUUUAGUAUUUAUUGUUAUGCAGCUUGAGUUUACAUUUUGUUAUUUAUAUAAUUUGCAUAUAUAUGUCGUGUUUGUUUUUCAUUAGUAUUGUAUAUUUUCUUUGUUUUUAUUUGUUAAUUUAUCUGUUUUAGGUACAUAGAAUCUACCUCUGGAAAAUGAAUUAACAAUUUCCUAUGCAAACAUUUUGUAUUAGAGGUGUAUUAAGGGGAUCAUCUGUUUUUGUUUUUUGUUUUUUUCCAAUUUCCUCUGCCAGUUUUGAUGAAAAUCACACCCUUUUAUCUAGACCCUGGCAAGAUCUCUUUUUUUUUUUUUUUUUUUUUUUUUUUUUUUUUCUCUCUCUCUCUCUCUCUCCACAUCAACCAAACAGUAUUUUAAUUAUAGUUAGAAAACCAAAAAAGGGCCAAAGAAAUAAAAAGAAAAUUGACCAAAGCAGGAAAAAAAAUAAAAAAUCCACAGAGACAAAAAACCCACCUUUCACACCAACAAUCCCAUGAAAUGCAAAUAUACAAAUACAGGGUGGUGUUACUGUAUGAAUAUUCAAUGUAUAUGUAUGUACAGAUCAUAACUGUGUAUUUUGUGACCUUAUAUUUAUAUAAAUUGUUACCGCCGUUUGUUUGUUUGAUUGUUGUUUGGUUGUUUUAUUGUUUAUUUCAAGGGUGACUCAUAGAGUUGUGAACAGAUUUUAAUAACUUUU